Messenger RNA from Solanum verrucosum, 3415 nucleotides. RefSeq names its product receptor kinase-like protein Xa21. Gene Ontology annotation, biological process: protein phosphorylation. The transcript has 2 exons. The record is from RefSeq and is a predicted model, not a curated record. Lineage: Eukaryota; Viridiplantae; Streptophyta; Magnoliopsida; Solanales; Solanaceae. The coding region runs from base 1 to 3393 and encodes 1130 amino acids. Gene Ontology annotation, molecular function: protein kinase activity; protein binding; ATP binding.
AUGGAGAAGCUCAUCUUCUUAUUGAUUCUUCUCUUUCUAAUUCAAUUUUCUAUAUCAAUUGCUUCCUCAAAUGAGACAGACCAACAAGCUCUAUUAGCUUUCCAAAAUCUUAUUACAACUCCCAAUCAUUUUUUGGCCAAUAAUUGGACCAAAAAUACUUCUUUUUGCUCUUGGUUUGGUGUCACUUGCACUCCAAAAAGGCAAAGGGUUGUGGCCUUGGCUCUUCCUAAUUUGCAACUUCAAGGCACAAUCUCGACGUCUUUGGCCAAUUUGUCCUUCCUCAGUGUUCUCAAUCUCGAGAACAACAACUUCCGCGGUGGCAUCCCUUACGAACUUGGCCACUUGCCUCGCUUGCGAGUGAUUGAUAUUCAAAACAAUCAGCUCAACGGAAGUAUACCAACAAGUCUAUUUCAACACCAGAGAGUUCAAGUAAUUUCAUUGGCUUUCAAUGAACUCGGUGGUGAAAUGUGGAAAGGGCCAUGGUAUGUACCCGAACUCAGAGUCUUGGAUCUCACCAACAAUAACCUCACGGGUAUGAUCCCUCCUUAUGUUGGGAAUGCCACAAAAUUGAUGAACUUCGAUUUGUUUGGGAAUAGAGUCAGCGGCAACAUUCCAAAGGAGAUCGGUAAUCUUAGUCAACUUACAGUGUUGGUCUUGCGCGACAAUCAAUUAACUGGUCAUAUUCCUGCAACAUUGUUUAAUAUCUCAUCGCUAGUUUAUUUAUCUCUGGCAAACAAUAGCCUUUCUGGCCCUCUCUUGCUUCAUGAAGGGACUAUUGCGUCAAAUCUAGUGUUAUUAGGUAUAUCUGACAACCAAAUUUCUGGUUGUGUUCCUUCCAACAUAUGCCAACUCACAGAGCUCAAAGCUUUGUCCAUAUCUUUCAACAACAUAACUGGAGACAUACCCAGAAAUAUUGGUUGUUUAUCCAAACUCGAGAUGUUCUUAAUUGGUGAUAAUUUAAUAAAAGGGACUAUUCCCACUUCAUUGGGCAAUAUUUCCACUCUGCAAUAUCUUUAUUGUUCAAACAAUCGCAUAGUGGGGCAAAUUCCUCCGGAAUUAGGGAAGCUAUCAAAUUUGAGGCAAUUAACGUUUGACAAUAAUUCUAAUCUUAUUGGUCAAAUUCCAGAGGCUAUUUUCAAUGUAUCUUCUUUGGAAAUAAUUGCUUUCAGUUCCAAUAAUCUCUCGGGGAGAAUUCCAACCACUGCAGGUGUUCAUCUUCCAAACAUUAAGGAGCUUAUCUUGACAUACAAUCAGCUGGAAGGGGAAAUUCCAUUGUUCAUAACAAAUGCUUCCAAGCUUGUGACACUGGAGCUAGCCAAUAAUUUACUCACAGGCGCUAUUCCUACUAAUUUGGGGAAUCUUCGUGAGUUGCAAGAACUGUUCCUACAUACUAAUCAACUUACCAAUGAACCAAAAGAGCACGAGUUGUUAUUCUUCAAUUCUUUGGCGGACUGUAGGAUGUUGCGAUAUCUAUCAGUGGGUUCCAAUCCGUUGAAUGGCGUUCUGCCCAAUUCUAUUGGGAAUCUUUCAUCUACUAUUGAAUACUUUGGAAUAAAACAUGCACACAUCAACGGUCUCAUCCCCACAGGUAUAGGCAACAUGACCGGCCUUAUUACCCUAAUCUUUGAAGACAACAACUUGACAGGAAAUAUUUCUCCUCAGAUUGGUAAGCUUAAACUACUCCAAGGGCUGUAUCUAACUAACAAUAAAUUGCAGGGACAUAUUCCAGAGGCGGUAUGUCAUUUGUCUAAUUUGGUUCAAUUAUUUCUGGAUGGUAAUGUGCUCUCUGGAUUAAUUCCAGAAUGCUUAGGAAAUCUUAGCAUGCUACAACAUCUUUAUUUGGAUUCUAAUAAAUUUUCAUCAAAAUUUCCGUUGAGCCUUUGGAAAAUGAGUGGUCUUCUCUUUCUAAGUGUGUCGCGAAAUUCUAUAGAGGGAAAAAUUCCAUCAGAUAUUGGAGGACUGAAAGUCAUUGUAGAACUACAUCUUUCCGGUAACCACUUUUCAGGCAUGAUACCAAGCCAAAUGGGGGACCUCCAAAACUUGAAGUCUCUUGACUUGUCGAACAAUUCGUUUUCAGGCUCAAUUCCAUUAUCGUUUGCCAACUUAAUAAGCUUGGAAUUCUUGAAUUUGUCAUUAAAUGUGUUGUCAGGUACUAUUCCUAAGUCUUUGGAAAAACUCUCCUACCUUAAAAGCAUUAAUGUUUCAUUUAACGAUUUCAAAGGUGAAAUACCGAGUGGUGGUGUGUUUGUAAAUUCCACUCCGCAAUCAUUUCUCGGGAAUAAAGGUCUUUGCGGAAUGUACAUAUUGGAGAUUCCUGCUUGUGCUAUCACUAGUCCUAGAAAACAAUCAAAGCUUAAGGAGGUUGUGCUAAAAAUUGUUACUCCAGUGGUUAUCUCAUCCUUAUUGAUACUCUUGUUCGUUUCAAUUUGGAUAAUGAAACGACAGAAGAAAGGAAAGUCUAAAGAUGUGGAAAAGGUACCGGAGAUCAGAACUCAUCAACUAGUUUCUUAUCACGAGAUUCAACGAGCAACAAAUAAUUUUGAUGAAUCCAAUUUAAUUGGUGUGGGAGGUUCUGGCUCUGUGUACAAAGGCACAUUAUCUGGUGGAAGUGUAGUGGCAAUAAAGGUUCUGGAUUUGGAAAUUGAGCAAGUAUGCAAAAGGUUUGAUACUGAAUGCCAAGUGAUGAGAAAUGUCAGGCAUAGAAAUCUUGUCCCGGUAGUUACUACUUGUUCUAGUGACUAUAUAAGAGCCUUUGUUCUGCAAUAUAUGCCCAACGGGAGUCUUGAGAAUUGGUUGUACAGAGAAGAUUGCCACUUGAACCUUCUUCAAAGAAUCACUGUAAUGCUUGAUGCAGCUAUGGCAAUUGAAUAUCUACAUCAUGGUCAUGUCACUCCAAUAGUUCAUUGCGACUUAAAGCCAGCCAACAUUCUUUUGGAUGAAGAUAUGGUGGCUCAUGUUGGUGAUUUUGGAAUCUCUAAAAUUUUAGCCAUAAGCAAGUCCAUGGCUUAUACAGAGACAUUGGGCACUCUUGGAUACAUUGCACCAGAAUAUGGCUCGGAGGGAAUAGUGUCUGCUAGUGGUGAUGUUUAUAGCUACGGCAUCAUGUUGAUGGAGGUUUUGACGAAAAGAAGGCCAACAGAUGAAGAGAUAUGCAAUGAAAAUCUUGACUUGAGGAAAUGGAUAACACAAUCAUUUUCAGGGAGUAUGAUGGACGUUGUGGAUGCCAAUAUUUUUUCCGAGGAAGAACAGAUCACUUCCAAAAGUGAAAUCUGCAUUGCGUCCAUGAUAGAAUUGGCUUUAGACUGCACAAAGGAAAUGGCAGAAUCAAGAAUAACCAUGAAAGAAGUAGUCAAAAGGCUUAACAAAAUCAACAACACAUUUCUGGAAACAUAGAAAUCUCUUCUGGUGGUGUUCU